Messenger RNA from Mercurialis annua (annual mercury), 1053 nucleotides. RefSeq lists its product as uncharacterized. The transcript is spliced from 3 exons. Gene Ontology annotation, molecular function: cysteine-type peptidase activity. NCBI's taxonomy places the organism in Eukaryota, Viridiplantae, Streptophyta, Magnoliopsida, Malpighiales, Euphorbiaceae. The record is from RefSeq and is a predicted model, not a curated record. The coding region runs from base 294 to 1022 and encodes 242 amino acids. Gene Ontology annotation, biological process: proteolysis.
AGAUAAAGAAGGCAGCUUUGAAAGAAAUUGCUGUGUAUCGAGGCAGUCCAUCUGAGCAAAUUGAAAAGAUUGCCUCUAAAUUCAAAGUUGCUGAUGUGGUGCCUCUAGCAUUUGUUAAGGCUAAGCCGGAUGUGGUUCUUAAGAAGGGAUUGUUUCCUCUUGAUGAUGAUAUUUGUAGAGAUACAGGUUAUGCGGGACAGAUGGAGUUUAAUAACUGGGUUGACGAAAAGUUUAAGUAAGACUAUAAUUGUGAUAUGUUAUAUUUACCAUUUUUUGCUAGAAGGAUUGCUUGAAUGUUUUUUUACCUCCUAUUUGUUCUUUUUUGUAGUCGAAAUGCUUAUGAAGCAGGUUUCGACAUUAUCGAAACUCCGUUCAAUUAUGGCGUGGAUCAGGUGGAUAACAAAAAUUGGUUUCAUUCGCUUAAUUACUCGGGUGAAUUAUUACAGUGUCGUCAUAUCAACAUUGUUAUGUACUACAUUCGUAAAAGAGCCAAGUAUAGACCUGUUGGUGGUGUGCGAAUUACGACAACUGACUGCCUCUUCGAUGAUAGAAUGACUUCAUACUAUGUGGCAUACUUGAAGAGGAAGAAGCCUGAAUCUACUUCAGUUACUGAUCGUAGUCUUAUUGCAAAGUAUAUUUGUGGAUACAAGAUGCUUUGCAAUACACAUUGGGAGAAUGUAGAUGAGGUGUUGUUUCCAAUGAACAUGAAGAAGCAGAAGCACUGGAUUUUGGGGCGUUUGGUCUUCAAAGAAAGAUGCAUAUAUGUGUAUAACUCUAUGAGUUCAAAUGUGGCGAAGAAGUCUGCAGUUGAAGCAACUACAAAAUAUUCUGUUCUAAUUCCACUUUUUUUAUCUCAGAUGAAUUUUUAUGAGUUGCGCAGUGACAUUGAUCUGACUUCUCAGCCUUAUUUGAAUAAGAAUUCAACUGAUGCUUUCCGUAUUGAAACUGUGGAUGAUCUUCCAAAUCAAAAGGAUUGGUAUGUUUUCAAAUUUACUAUUUGUAAAAUUAUGCAGUUUUGUUGAAUAAUUCAUUUUUAUGUUUUUUAUUCAGCGA